AUGAUAUGUCGCGCACUGGAGGGGGGAGUGAGUCGUCGUGAUACUGGUGACGGGGGGAUGUGGAGCCGGAGUGUAGAUCGGGAAGAAGUAGAAACAAAACGGGAGUGGCGAGAAGCGUGCGGGCGUUACUCUGGAGAUCAGGGCGUGACGUGCAAGAACGCAGGGGAGGAGACCAUCCUGGGCCGAAGCCACACUUGCUCUGUGUGUGAGCUGUGCGAGACGAGUGCAGCCGACGACGACGACGACGACAAUGCGACGAAUUGUGUCUGCACUCGGACUCUCGAAAGACAGGCAGCACGACAGGCGCCGGCGGCAGCUGAAGUGUCGCGGGUCGCGGUCGCGGUCGCUGCGAUGCGAGAGCACGCCUGCACUGGUGCAUAUCCCCGACUCGUCGUCGAGCAGCGGAAUCCGGACCCGAGCGAUGUAGAGGGAGCUGACUUGCUGGCUGUGCCUGCCAUCGUCAACCCGUCGGCAUCAUCUGACUCUGUUGCCCACUCGGUCCGAUCAGCCCCCGCCCCGUCCAGGUGGAUCGGACUGCUGCGCACCCUCAGCCGCAAAAAGCAUUCUGACCCGGCCCGCCACUGGUAUGUGCAGCGAUUUAUUCCUGAAUUUUGCUCAUUAUUUGCAGGUUGUGGCCGACGAUGGCUCGGACGACUCGCACUCGACACACUCGGAUCGUCCCCGGUCUCCCCGGCCCUUUUGCCCCCCCACGCCGCCGCCCUUGCAGCCAACGGCCGCCGCAUAUCGAGCCCUGCAAGCAGCAUCUACCGGGCUGGGCUUAGUCAUGUUCAGCGCCGGGCUCCUCCUUCCCGCGCGAAUCUCGCCCUUCAGGAGUUCACCAAACCACUCGUGCUCGCUGCGGGUGCUCCCAUCCCCCCUCCGCGCACCAGACCCAUCCGCGCCCCAGUCCAUCCCCGGUCCGUCUCCCAUGCCGACGUUCCAUCCCACAGCCUGCGCAUUCAACUACUCCGCGCCAGGAUUCUCCACAGACUAGAAGAAGGCGCUCUCACACCAGCAGAAGAGGCCGAUUGCCCUUUGCCGUCCGUCCCCCCCCCUCGGUCCCUCCGCAAAACGAGGGCAAGUCCCAAUGAGGAAUGGGUCGCCAUCUCGAGCUUGGCGCCAGAACAGUCGCUGGUCCCGAGGUCUCCGUCGCCCCCCCCAAUUUCACCAUCUCGCACACUCAUCCACUUUGUUCGCUUCAUCGACCCAUCGCUUUUUAUCACGAUCUCCUUGCUCCCGUUUCUCAAUAUAUCUCCAGCCUCUCGUCGUCCUUCAGCUUCACCCCCUAUCACUCCUCCUCCCCGAUCUACCGACCCUAUGGCCAAUUCGCCCCUCGGCGCUUCAUCGGCAGGUACGCACCCCCACUCACGGGCUCGUAUCAAGAUCUCAUUCUCUUCCAGAACCCCGAACCCUCUCCAAACAGAAGCCCGAUCGUUCGUGGAGUCCGCUUUGCAGACGACGACGACGCCAGACGGCGACGAUCUUCCCCUCGCAGUUCUCGCCAGCGUUCAAAAGAAGCGUGCCGAACGAGAAGCUAGGGCUCGCCACGCCCGAUAUGUCGAGGAAUCCGCGGACCCAAAGAACGCUCAUUCGCCGAAGAGUACGCUCGUUCUCGCGCUCUUCAAGGCAAUGCGCGCGCAGGCUUGGAACGCCCGGCCAGUUUUGUCCGAAAGCGGUCAUCGCCGGUCUGGUAGCAGUGGUACAUCCUCGAGCAGCCAGCGACGACGAAGCACUGUGGGCGAGAGUAUGAUCGAGCAGGUUGUCUCCCCCACUCGGAGCGUAUUUGCUGGUUCGACUUCGUCUUCUUCGGCUCCCAAUACCGCCUUGCCAUCCCCUGCCUCUCCAUUUGCUGUACUCCCUCGAUCUCUUCCUUCUUCUGCACGCGCAUCGCCCGCUCCACUCCCAUCACCCAAUUUGCCAUUCGCCGGUCGAUCCAUGACAGGCUCCCCGCUCCGAUCCUCCUUUGCUCUCGGAAUGAACCAAGACGAAUUUGGGGCCAUGCUCGCUGCUGCGCAGAACCAACCCUCGACUCGUGCACUGAUCGCACAAAAUCAAGCGCUCAUGGCUCAGAACCAAAUGCUCGCUAGCAUGAUGAUGGGCAAGUCGAUGAACAUGGACCUUGGACUCCCCAACCCGCCCUUUGCGCACUCGGGAGGAUCCAGCGCGUCUGGAUCGAGAGGCCGUAGUCCAGCGCGAUCCUCUGGCGGAGCCAGCCAAGGCAGCUCGCGAAGACCGGGACCGUCGCCUGUCCAAGCAGGCACUUCAAACCGGACAAGCGGUGUUCCUUCUGGUGCUGUUGCCACCGCCACCGCGACACAACGAGGGAGACAAGACGCGAGAGGGUCUUCCAAGAGCAAACAGGAGGCUUCGCGCAGUCGUCCUCGCCCAGACGAUACUCGUCCAGGACACUCCAAAUCGGCUUCCCAGUCGACGACUCGCACCCGACCUGGGCACGCUCAUUCCAAGUCUGAGCAUUCGAUCGCGUCCCAGAGGACGUCGAGGCUUGGAAUGGGUGGUAUGGCUCCGCCCAUGCCGAAUGUUCCGACCGGGGUGUAUAGUAUGCAUGGGAGGCCGAGGCCGAGUGGACAGGUCGUUACGUAG
Rhizoctonia solani is the source of this 2601-nucleotide messenger RNA. RefSeq lists its product as uncharacterized. The record is from RefSeq and is a predicted model, not a curated record. NCBI's taxonomy places the organism in Eukaryota, Fungi, Basidiomycota, Agaricomycetes, Cantharellales, Ceratobasidiaceae. The coding region runs from base 1 to 2601 and encodes 866 amino acids. The transcript has 3 exons.